AUGGCGGUUCUUUGCUACCUCUGUGAGGACCCCAUUGAGAGAAGGUCUUGGCUGAGAAGACAAUUUGUCGAAAAGAAUCGUCUGUCCUUAGAACAGAAAAUAAAAGAAAAGGAAAAGGAAGUGUUUCGUCAGCUGCAUGACUUACUGACAGAGGAUCUGCAGUGCGAACAGAUAAACCAGGACUUGCAGCAAGCCAAUAAUGCUCUACAGGCAGAACUCCACAAAGAAACGAAGGGAAAAACCCUCCUUUGCUUCCAGUCUGCUCAAAAAUCAGAAAAAAUCCAUCUUCUGGAAGAAGAACUGAAAACAGUCAGACACUUUCGGAAGGAGGCGCAGAAUUAUGCGGAAAAGAUGAAAAAUAAGAGUUUGUCUCAGGAAAUACAAUUAGAAAAGAAACAAGCAGAGAUUCGAGAUUUAGAGGGGAAAAAUCAAGAUUUGAUCCAGCAACUUGAGAAAAUGCAGUCAGACUUGCAAUUUAAACAAGCUGAGAUUGCCCAUCUACAAAAUCUAUCUUCAGCUGAGUUGCCUUGUUUAAAACAGGAAAUGUUAAACAUCAAGGCAGAGCAAAAGAAACUGCAAGAACAACAUAACAUCUUGCUUCAAGAAAAUGAGCAACUGAGGAAGGUAAUAAAAAGAGAGAAUGAAUCAGUAGCACGUUACUUAGUUUCCAUUUUACCUGUCAUGAACUAUUUAAAAUGAUUUGUCCUAUAUCUUAGUUGAAAUGGUACAAUACAGAAGCCAACAAAGCCAUAUUAUUUUCAGUCUCUGUUAUCAAUGGCGGAUAAGAGCAAUAUCAAUAUCCUUUGCUGACAGUUAAUAAGGCAUUUUCUAUUUAAACUUUUAGGAGCCAAAAUAUUAAAUUGUGUCCUUUUUAAUAUCUAUUCUCUAUUCUAAUAUAACAUUUGCUAUAACUUCUCCAUUAGUAGCAUGGAAAUGUGAUUAAAUCUGUUAUCUUAUAAACUUCUGGCUAUCAAAGAUACAGGAGGUCUUUAGCGGGACACCUGA
Molecule: messenger RNA, 1005 nt
Organism: Gopherus evgoodei (Goodes thornscrub tortoise)
Lineage: Eukaryota; Metazoa; Chordata; Testudines; Testudinidae
Product: centromere protein F-like
Exons: 5
Coding region: 1-699 (232 amino acids)
Biological process (GO): regulation of G2/M transition of mitotic cell cycle; mitotic cell cycle; metaphase chromosome alignment
Cellular component (GO): chromosome, centromeric region; nucleus; spindle pole
Molecular function (GO): microtubule binding; dynein complex binding
Source: RefSeq, a predicted model, not a curated record